GGAACUUUGCCCCCUUGUGCUGGUGGUCAGCAGAACUUUGCCCCCUUGUGCUGGUGGUCAGGGGAACUUUGCCCCUUGUGCUGGUGGUCAGGGGAACUUUGCCCCCUUGUGCUGGUGGACAGCAGAACUUUGCUCCCUUGUGCUGGUGGACAGCAGAACUUUGCUCCCUUGUGCUGGUGGUCAGUGGAAGCUCCGUUAUUGUGCGUUUCUUUUAUGACAAAAGAUGGUAAUGUAUGGGUUGUUUUUUCUAAAGUAAAACCUCAAUUUUCAGGUUUACUUGCAGUCUUGGCACUU
Molecule: messenger RNA, 294 nt
Organism: Staurois parvus
Lineage: Eukaryota; Metazoa; Chordata; Amphibia; Anura; Ranidae
Source: the annotation of a GenBank genome assembly